AUGAAUUAUUUCUCUCUCCCAUUUAUCGGCAUUCGGCUCCAGGUCGCCCUGGUAGCUCUUAUUGUCGCACCCUCUUUCAUUCUUUUUGGCUACAACCAAGCGGUCUUGGGCAGUCUUCUCAGCUUGAGAAGCUGGGUCGAGAUCUUUCCACAGAUUGACACCGUGGACACCACCGGGGCAGAAAAAGCCCACAACUCAACUUCUCAAGGAGCAUGCAAUGCAUCUUUUCAAAUGGGCUGCCUUAUUGGAGCCUUGUCGCUCUCUUAUUACGGAGAUAAGCUCGGGCGACGAAAGACCACCUUCAUUGGGGCUGCCAUUACCAUCAUUGGCCAGGUCAAGAUCAGUGGAACUGUCCCUGUUUGGCUCUCGGAGUGUGCUCCAAAUAAAAACCGAGGGCAGCUGGGUAUCUGUACCGGUAUCUUUAUUAGCACAGGCUAUGCUCUGUGUAACUGGAUUGACUUGGGUUUUAGCUAUCUGCCCUCUUCUUCUACUCAAUGGAGAGUACCACUGGCCAUCCCACUACUGUUCUCGGUGAUCCUACUGGUCUUUAUUUUCUCUUUCCCGGAAUCCCCUCGAUGGCUGGUAUCAAAGAGGCGAAUCACCGAAGCCACCAGCAGUCUGCGUCACUAUCGUGGGCCAGAAAGUUCAGAGACAGAAAUCUCGCGAGAAAUCUCCGGCAUUGAACUAGCCUUUGAGAGCACGGAGAGGUCUUCUCUAAAAGACAUUUUCAGUCGCAAUGACAAGACACGGCUGCUCUACCGAUUCUGGCUCUGCAUGGGAUUAAACUUUUUCCAGCAGGCCUGUGGAGGGAACCUUAUUUCAGUGUACAGUUCAACGAUCUUCGAAAACUAUCUGAACCUGUCACCACAUAUGGCUAAGAUCCUCGCCUCCUGUGUUUUAAUGUGGAAGACACUUUGCUGCCUGAUAUCUUUCUGGGCGAUCGAUCGGUGGGGUCGCCGCCUUUCCUUCAUGAUCAGCGGUACAGGAAUGUCUGUAUGCAUGGCAGUCUUGGCAAUCACAACUAGCUUCAACACCAUCACACACCCAAUGGCUAUCGCGUAUGUGGCGUUCAUGUUCGUGUUCAACUUCUUCUAUCCGAUCGGAUUCAUGGGCGGCAAUUUUCUGUACACGUCCGAGGUUGCACCUGCGCGGCUCCGAGCUGCUAUCUCUUCCCUUGCAACCGCUAACCACUGGCUGUGGAACUUGGUUGUUGUUCUUGUCACCCCGGUUGCGAUUGAUACGAUUGGAUACUGGUACUACGUGAUGUAUGCGCUCAUCUCUAUCACCAUUCCUGUUUGUAUCUAUAUCUUUUAUCCCGAGACUAUGGGUCGCAAUCUGGAAUUGGUGGACAAGAUCUUCGUGGAGGCGCCCUCUAUCUGGAAGAUUGUUCCAUACGCAAGAGCUCUCCCAGAACAGCAAUACUCUGAUGAUACCCCGUCCAAGUCCGAGAAGUUCGAUGCUGCUGAUGAUGUUGAGAUGCGUGAGUAUGUUUGA
Aspergillus pseudotamarii is the source of this 1494-nucleotide messenger RNA. RefSeq lists its product as uncharacterized. Gene Ontology annotation, molecular function: carbohydrate:proton symporter activity. Gene Ontology annotation, biological process: carbohydrate transport; transmembrane transport. Gene Ontology annotation, cellular component: membrane. NCBI's taxonomy places the organism in Eukaryota, Fungi, Ascomycota, Eurotiomycetes, Eurotiales, Aspergillaceae. The coding region runs from base 1 to 1494 and encodes 497 amino acids. The record is from RefSeq and is a predicted model, not a curated record. The transcript is spliced from 3 exons.